CGCGCCGCACUUGCAAUUGCAGCGGGUGCAGCGCGAGCCGGCCUCUUUCUCGGCGGAGGAAGCUGCUGAGGCGCCAGGCUGCAGCAUGCCGGUGGAAGAAGGGGGGCUCCGGGUGUUUCAGAGCGUCCGGAUUAAAAUAGGAGAAGCUAAAAAUCUUCCUACAUAUCCAGGGCCAAACAAGAUGAGGGAUUGCUACUGCACUGUAAACCUGGACCAGGAAGAAGUUUUCAGGACCAAAAUAGUGGAAAAAUCACUAUGCCCCUUUUAUGGAGAAGACUUUUACUGUGAAAUUCCACGGAGUUUUCGUCACCUGGCAUUUUAUAUUUUUGAUAGAGAUGUUUUCCGCAGGGAUUCAAUCAUUGGAAAAGUAGCGAUUUUGAAGGAAGAUUUGCAGAAGUACCAUAACAGAGACACCUGGUUUCAGCUGCAGCAUGUUGACGCUGAUUCUGAAGUCCAGGGAAAGGUCCAUUUAGAGUUGAGGCUGAGUGAAGUUAUAACAGACACUGGUGUCAUUUGCCAUAAGCUUGCUACAAGAGUUCUAGAAUGCCAAGGACUACCCAUAGUGAAUGGACAGUGUGAUCCUUAUGCAACAGUUACCUUAGCAGGACCAUACAGAUCGGAAGCCAAAAAGACGAAAGUUAAGAAGAAGACAAAUAAUCCACAGUUUGAUGAAGUGUUUUAUUUUGAGGUUACUAGACCCUGCAGCUAUAACAAGAAAUCCCAUUUUGAAAUUGAAGAUGUUGAUGAAGUUGACAAGAUGGAAAUCAGGAUUGAUCUUUGGAAUGCAAGCAACCUGAAGUUUGGAGAUGAGUUCCUUGGUGAACUGAGGCUACCUUUGAAAUUUCUCCGGCAGUCCAGCUCAUAUGAAGCAUGGUAUUUCCUGCAACCCAGAGAUAAUGGUAACAAGUCACUGAAACCUGAUGACCUGGGUUCCUUGAGGCUAAAUGUGGUUUACACAGAAGACCAUGUUUUUCCUUCAGACUAUUACAGCCCACUCAGAGACCUCUUACUAAAAUCUUCAGAUGUUGAGCCUGUUUCAGCAUCUGCAGCCCAUGUUCUGGGUGAAGUUUGCAGGGAGAAGCAGGAAGCAGCCAUACCUCUGGUGCGACUCUUCCUUCACUAUGGCAAAAUUGUGCCUUUCAUUAGUGCAAUCGCAAAUGCUGAAGUAAAGAGAACUCAAGAUCCAAACACGAUUUUCAGAGGGAACUCAUUAACUUCCAAGUGCAUUGAUGAAACAAUGAAACUGGCAGGGAUGCACUACCUUCAAGUUACGCUAAAGCCCAUUAUUGAUGAGAUCUGCCAGUGCCAUAAACCCUGUGAAAUUGAUCCAGUGAAGUUAAAAGAUGCUGAAAAUUUAGAAAAUAAUAGGGAGAACCUUAGGCAGUACGUAGACCGGAUAUUCACAGUCAUUACAAAAUCUGGGGUCAGCUGUCCUACAGUGAUGUGUGAUAUAUUUUUUUCAUUGAGGGAAUCAGCAGCCAUACGUUUUCAAGAUGACCCAGAUGUUAGAUACACAGCAGUAAGCAGCUUUAUUUUCCUGAGAUUCUUUGCACCUGCAAUUCUGUCUCCAAACCUCUUCCAUCUUACACCACACCAUCCUGAUCCUCAAACCUCAAGAACUUUGACACUGAUAUCCAAGACUAUACAAACAUUAGGCAGCUUGUCAAAGUCUAAAUCUGCCAGUUUUAAGGAAACUUACAUGGCUACAUUUUAUGACUACUUUAACGAGCAAAAAUAUGCUGAUGCAGUAAAAAACUUCCUAGAUUUGAUUUCAUCUUCUGGAAGAAGAGAUCACAAAAGUAUAGAGCAGCCAAUACUACUAAAGGAAGGGUUCAUGAUCAAGAGGGCACAAGGGAGGAAACGGUUUGGAAUGAAGAACUUCAAGAGGAGGUGGUUUCGACUCACGAACCACGAAUUUACCUAUCAGAAGAGCAAAGGUGACCAUCCGCUGUGCAACAUUCCAAUUGAAAACAUUCUGGCAGUAGAAAAAUUAGAGGAAGAAUCUUUCAAAAUGAAAAAUAUGUUCCAGGUAAUUCAGCCUGAAAGAGUCCUGUACAUCCAGGCAAAUAAUUGUGUUGAGGCCAAGGACUGGAUUGAUAUCCUCACCAAAGUUAGCCAGUGCAACAAGAAGCGUCUCACUGUCUACCAUCCCUCUGCAUAUCUUAAUGGGCACUGGCUGUGCUGUAAAGCUACAGCAGAUAAUACUCCUGGCUGUACUCCCUGCACUGGGGGCCUGCCAGCAAAUAUACAGUUAGACAUUGAUGGAGACAGAGAGACUGAACGCAUCUAUUCCCUAUUCAAUUUGUAUAUGACUAAACUGGAGAAAAUGCAAGAGGCCUGUGGCAGUAAAUCUGUGUAUGAUGGGCCAGAGCAGGAAGAGUACUCAACCUUUGUCAUCGACGACCCUCAGGAGACCUACAAGACACUAAAGCAGAUUGUUGCAAGUGUUAAAAACCUAGAGCAGGAACAUGCCCAGUACAAGAGGGAUAAGUUCAAGAAGACAAAGUAUGGAAGCCAGGAGCAUCCUAUUGGUGACAAGAGCUUUCAGAGUUACAUACGGCAGCAGUCAGAAAUCUCAGCACAUUCCAUCUGAAUGUUGAAGGAAGUCACAAGAUGGUGCUGCUGAAGAACUGAAUUGUAGAGAAUGAAAGAAAGAGAAAAACCACCUGUAGCAAGAUGUACAUAACAAGUGUCAAGCUUGCUGGGGCUUGCUAAGUGUUUUUUCUCUGUGUGUGUGUGUCUUUCCAAGAACUGUUACAAAAGUUGCUAUGCACUUUAUUCAUCUGAUGUAAACAGAUGAAAGAACUCUGCCUUCUUGGCGGUUUUUGUCAUACAUGUUGUGUUGAGUGUUGGGGGAUGUUUUGGGGUUGGCUCUUUUUGUUUUUUGGGGGGGGGUUGGUUGGUUGGUUUUUGUUAAACUUUGCUCCAUUUUCUUGAGAUCUAGUGAUCAGUUCAAUGAUCAGGAUCUGUGGACUUCCUGUUGACAGCUUCCACAAUCCUUUAUAUGAAUGAGAGCAUUUUUCUAGAUUUCAUAUUUUUGGGGGUUGCAAACUACUUUUGUGCUAUGCUACAGAGUAAGUAGAGAAGGCUUUGCAGCACUUUGCUUUCUAGUGACAGGAAGCCUCUGUGGCUUUCAGUGUACUCUCCUCACACAGCAGCCUGCUUUCCAAGCCAGGUUAAAGAACAGGGUAUUUCAACAUCAGCAGCAUAAUAUUUGGUUAAAAGCUGACUUUUUCAAAUAAAUUCUAAUAUUUAAUGGUACUCCUUGAUAUUUUUGAGAUACAAAGUUGUUUCCACCAAGACAUUCAGUCAAUUUCUAUUUUUGCUAUGAAGUGGUGCCAUAAACCUAAAUAAUGCAAAUAAACAAAGUGUAAAUAGUACAAGAAGCAUGGAGACUAAUCAAAGAAAUAUGAUAUCUGAAUUACAGUUUUUCUCCUGUUUGGAGAGUCACAUUAAAUGUAGCCCAUUUCCUAUAUCUGUAAUAUUUCUAUGUAGGAAAUAAAGGCAUUUGCACCAUGAACAAUAUGCCACAUGUGUAAUGAGGGAUCAUGCUCCUGUUUCCCUGUGUGUGCGUACAGUAGAAAGCAGGUAUAAAACCAGCAGAUGAAAAUGGACUUGCUGUGUACCACUACAAUCCCAGCUUGUUUUGGACCUCACCAGGUUCUUUCCUCAGGGAAAUGUGAAAAGCUGGAAACUGUUGCAUUUAUCUCAGAAUACUUUUUCUAGAGAGACUGGUUGCUGCAACCUAGGUGACCAUCGCAUUUCAGGCAGAGAAACGGAUGCACAUGAGGAAGAUUAUUGCACAACGAUCUCUACACAUGGUUUGUGCUCCCUACACAGAAAAUAUUAUUCAUGUAGGAAAAUGACAUUCCUGUGAAGCAGGCUUGAAGAGGGACAGAGCUGUAAUGUAAGAGUAGUAUGUUAUGCUUAGAAAAUAGUAUUGCCUUAACUCUGCAGGGAAAGAACAUUUGGGGAAAUGGGCCUCUCGGCAUACAGAGUGAUGCGUAAAGAGACUUUAAGAAGAGAAUGCGAAGGCUUUUUGUCCUGAAUAGCAUUUAAAACUGAAACACAAAAGUGUUUCAGACAUAGAGAUACGGUGUUGUUAUUGUUGUUGUUGUAUUUUUUAAAUUGCAUUAACACAUGGCUGUACCUUGUCAACAUGAUACAAGUGUCAAUGAAGUGAAAUGAUUUUUUUUUACCUCAUAAAUACAAAUAAAUGUUGAGUAGGGGAAUGAGGAAA
Molecule: messenger RNA, 4240 nt
Organism: Pogona vitticeps (central bearded dragon)
Lineage: Eukaryota; Metazoa; Chordata; Lepidosauria; Squamata; Agamidae
Gene: RASA3
Product: RAS p21 protein activator 3
Biological process (GO): negative regulation of Ras protein signal transduction; regulation of GTPase activity; intracellular signal transduction
Molecular function (GO): GTPase activator activity
Source: RefSeq, a predicted model, not a curated record